Hevea brasiliensis (rubber tree) is the source of this 3531-nucleotide messenger RNA. RefSeq names its product aconitate hydratase, cytoplasmic. Gene Ontology annotation, cellular component: mitochondrion; cytosol. Gene Ontology annotation, biological process: tricarboxylic acid cycle; citrate metabolic process. NCBI's taxonomy places the organism in Eukaryota, Viridiplantae, Streptophyta, Magnoliopsida, Malpighiales, Euphorbiaceae. The record is from RefSeq and is a predicted model, not a curated record. The coding region runs from base 262 to 3267 and encodes 1001 amino acids. Gene Ontology annotation, molecular function: 4 iron, 4 sulfur cluster binding; aconitate hydratase activity. The transcript has 20 exons.
AUAUCAUUGACUCUUCCCAUUUACCAGUCCGAGCUCUGAACCAGUUUCGCUUCUAGAAAUAAUAAGGGCACGGCACGCAGCCCUAGGUCUCCAUUGCUCUCCACACGCCCCUCUCUCUCUCUCUCUCUCUCUCUCUCUUAAAUCAUCAAAUCGUGUAUACAGAAACUGUUAGCUUUCUUCCUCAUCUCUGCAAUCAUCUUUCUUUGUCUCUCUCACCUUCAUCUUAUCUGCAAAUUUGAGCUUUUUUAUGUGAAAUUCGUCAUGUAUAUAACGGCUUCAACCUCAGCCUCUUCGCUCCUCAGAGCGUCUAGGGCUAGACUUUCCUCUUCUCUCUCUUCCUCCAUUACUAGAGCCUCGGCUCUCGCUUCUCCGCCUCCUAAGGUCUCUCCUUCGUCUUUCGCUAAUACUACUCAGCACCGAUCUCUUAGCUUCUCUGCUGCCGUUAGAUCCCUUCGGUGCUCGGUUCCUCGCUGGAGUCACGGUGUCGAUUGGCGGUCUCCGGUUAGUCUCCGGUCCCAGAUCAGAGCUGUUGCUCCUGUGAUCGAACGAUUUCAACGAAAGAUAGCUACUAUGGCUCCUGAAAAUCCUUUUAAGGGAAUCUUUACAUCUCUCCCAAAACCAGGCGGUGGUGAAUUUGGGAAGUUCUAUAGUCUUCCUGCAUUAAAUGAUCCAAGAAUUGAUAAGCUGCCCUAUUCAGUCAGAAUCCUUCUUGAAUCUGCAAUUCGUAACUGUGACAACUUCCAAGUCACCAAAGAAGAUGUUGAAAAAAUCAUUGAUUGGGAAAAUUCAUCACCAAAACAAGUUGAAAUUCCCUUCAAGCCUGCCCGUGUUCUCUUGCAGGAUUUUACUGGAGUACCAGCUGUUGUGGACCUUGCUUCUAUGCGUGAUGCCAUGAGCAACCUUGGUGGUGAUUCCAACAAGAUCAAUCCUCUGGUUCCUGUAGAUUUGGUUAUUGAUCAUUCGGUUCAAGUUGAUGUGGCACGAUCAGAAAAUGCGGUGCAGGCGAAUAUGGAGCUUGAAUUUCAGAGGAACAAGGAGAGAUUUGCUUUUCUUAAAUGGGGAUCAAAUGCUUUCCAUAAUAUGCUUGUAGUUCCUCCUGGUUCUGGUAUUGUGCAUCAGGUGAAUCUUGAAUACCUUGGACGGGUUGUUUUCAACACUGAUGGCACACUCUACCCUGAUAGUGUGGUUGGAACUGAUUCUCAUACAACCAUGAUUGAUGGAUUAGGAGUUGCUGGCUGGGGGGUUGGAGGUAUUGAAGCUGAAGCUGCAAUGCUUGGCCAGCCCAUGAGCAUGGUGUUGCCUGGUGUUGUUGGGUUCAAGUUAUCUGGAAAAUUACGCAAUGGUGUUACAGCUACUGACUUGGUUUUGACUGUGACUCAAAUGCUGAGGAAGCAUGGUGUUGUUGGCAAAUUUGUUGAGUUUUAUGGGGAUGGUAUGGGUGAGCUAUCAUUGGCAGAUAGGGCCACUAUAGCUAACAUGUCUCCCGAGUAUGGUGCAACCAUGGGAUUCUUCCCUGUGGAUCAUGUUACUUUACAAUAUCUAAAACUGACUGGAAGGAGUGACGAAACUGUGGCAAUGAUAGAAGCAUACCUUCGUGCAAAUAAAAUGUUUGUUGACUAUAAUGAGCCCCAACAAGAAAGAGUGUACUCAUCAUAUCUACAAUUGAACCUUGCUGAUGUAGAGCCAUGUAUUUCUGGACCAAAGAGACCUCAUGAUCGGGUCCCUUUGAGAGAAAUGAAGACUGACUGGCAUUCUUGUCUUGACAACCAAGUUGGAUUCAAGGGCUUUGCUGUACCAAAAGAAGCACAAGACAAAGUGGCAAAGUUCUCAUUCCAUGGACAACCAGCAGAGCUUAAGCAUGGUAGUGUGGUGAUUGCUGCAAUCACAAGCUGCACAAAUACAUCAAAUCCCAGCGUGAUGCUUGGGGCUGGUCUUGUUGCAAAAAAGGCUUGCGAACUUGGUUUACAGGUCAAACCAUGGAUAAAGACAAGUCUUGCCCCUGGUUCUGGAGUGGUUACAAAAUAUUUGCUCCAGAGUGGACUACAAAAAUAUUUGAAUCAACAGGGCUUCCACAUUGUCGGGUAUGGCUGCACAACAUGCAUAGGGAAUUCUGGUGAAUUGGAUGAGUCAGUUGCUUCUGCUAUUUCAGAGAACGACAUUAUAGCUGCUGCUGUGCUCUCCGGUAACAGGAAUUUUGAAGGUCGGGUUCAUGCAUUGACAAGGGCCAACUACCUUGCAUCACCUCCUUUGGUGGUUGCCUAUGCUCUUGCUGGCACGGUUGACAUUGAUUUUGACAAGGAGCCAAUUGGAACAGGAAAGGAUGGUAGGAAUAUCUAUUUCAAGGAUAUCUGGCCAACUACAGAAGAAAUUGCUGAGGUUGUGCAAUCUAGUGUGUUGCCUGAUAUGUUCAAAAGCACUUAUGAGGCUAUCACAAAGGGCAAUCCCAUGUGGAAUCAGCUAACUGUAUCAGCUAAAAUUUCAUACUCAUGGGACCCUAGCUCCACCUAUAUUCAUGAGCCUCCAUACUUCAAGAACAUAACCCUGAAUCCUCCUGGAGCACAUGGAGUGAAGGAUGCUUACUGCUUGCUGAAUUUUGGCGAUAGUAUCACAACAGAUCACAUUUCACCAGCAGGAAGUAUCCACAAGGACAGUCCUGCUGCCAAGUACCUCCUUGAGAGAGGGGUGGAUCGCAAGGACUUUAACUCCUAUGGAAGUCGACGUGGAAAUGAUGAAGUGAUGGCUAGGGGAACUUUUGCUAAUAUUCGCCUUGUUAACAAACUUUUGAAUGGGGAAGUAGGACCACAGACGGUACAUAUUCCUACAGGAGAGAAACUCUAUGUAUUUGAUGCAGCAACGAGGUACAAGACUGCUGGACAUGACACCAUUAUUUUGGCUGGAGCUGAGUAUGGAAGUGGAAGCUCCAGAGAUUGGGCUGCCAAGGGUCCAAUGUUAUUGGGAGUUAAAGCUGUGAUUGCUAAAAGUUUUGAGAGAAUUCAUCGCAGUAAUUUGGUGGGAAUGGGAAUUAUUCCACUUUGUUUCAAGGCUGGCCAGGAUGCAGACACACUAGGGUUGACUGGUCAUGAGCGGUAUACCGUUGACCUCCCAAACAAUAUCAGUGACAUAAAGCCUGGCCAAGAUGUGACUGUCACAACUGAUAAUGGAAAAUCUUUCACCUGCACAGCUCGCUUUGACACUGAGGUGGAAUUGGCAUAUUUCAACCAUGGAGGAAUUCUUCCGUAUGUUAUCCGCAACCUGAUGACGCAGUGAAUCAUUUGAUCAUUGGCAAGUAACAUUUCUCCAUGAAAUGAGAUUUUCAAUUGUAGAAUGUGAGAAUUUGAGAAUAAAGUUUUUCAAUAAUAGGAAGAAGAAAACCCUUUGAUGGGACUGCCAAUUUUUUUAGCAUUUUGAGAUGAACACUCAAAAGGAUUCGCAGUUUAAUUCCUUUUUCUGUUUUGAUGAUUACUGAAUCCCAUUGUGAAUCCAUAAUUAUGGAAGUUUUAUGUUUAUGGAAACUGGUGAAUUCCUGUAAAA